UCCAUCAGCCCGGAGAGUGGCGGGACGAGCCCCGACGGCUGCCGGUGACACCCGUCCGAAAGCCCCGCAGCGCGUACAACCAUGCGUUGAGCCCUGCCAAGGAGAGUGGAUGCCAAACCUGAAUUACCAGCCCAGAGAGUGGCUGUGGAUCCCGGGAGCUCCUGUGAUUUGCGGCAGGUUUUUCAGGUCCCCGCCUGUCACACACAUACGCAGAUACUUAAGCAGUCACCCAAGGACCUGCGGGGUUCUUGUUUUACACACUUCUGGUCCCUGCCAGCUCCAGUGCCUGGCCCCAUAGCCCUGCCCCAGGAGAAGAUGGCCACGGAAAAGCCAGUGACUCCCACUGAGGAGCAGCUGGAGAUCCUGGAGUACAACUUCUGCAAGGUGAACAAGCAUCCUGACCCCACUACGCUGUGCCUCAUCGCAGCUGAGACUGGACUCUCUGAGGAGCAGACCCUGAAAUGGUUCAAGCAGCGCCUGGCAGAGUGGAGGAAGUCUGAAGGGCUGCCCUCAGAAAGCGGGUCUGUCAGGGACUAGAGGAUGUUGCUCUGAUCUCCAUGCCUCCUAUAAAUGAUAAUGAAGCUCUUCAGAGUGGGUUUUGCUGGGGUUCUUCUGUUGCAAUAGGUUUUGCGAUACAAAGUAAUACUCUGCUAUUUAACAUAAGUUUUAUUUAACAUGUACAUAACCAAAAAAAAGAACAUUAUAUAUAUAUAUAUAUAUGUAUGUAUGUAUGUGUGUGUGUAUACAGCUUUUAAUGGCUGGUAACCUGUCUAGUGAUUCCAACCCAUUAACACCAGCUGCACAGGACAAGGCAAUCUCAUGCUCUUGUCCCAGGCUUGCAGAAAAGCUGCCAUGAAACAUGUUCAAAUAUAGAAGGAGGAAAUAAAGAUUCAUUUUCCUUACAAUCCCCAGAGGCAAAAUAUGUGUACUAGCUUUAAGGUAGAGAUAAUCCAGAGAGCAGGGCACCUGGGAAACCAGAUGUGUUGUUCAGGUGACCUUGUUUAGCUCAAGAUGCCAGAGUCAGCUCUGGAUCCUGGCAAACCAAGUGCCUACACCAUAAUCAGACCAAGCCAAGCCCUCCUUGAAUGCCUUUUUUACCUUUCUGUUAAAGGUCAACAAAGAGAAGGAACUAGUAGGUUGGGGUUUUUUUCCCCCCAAUGUAAUAAUAAAAAAAAAACAAUGUUUUUUGAUGA
Pipra filicauda (Wire-tailed manakin) is the source of this 1193-nucleotide messenger RNA. RefSeq names its product HOP homeobox (gene HOPX). Gene Ontology annotation, molecular function: DNA binding. NCBI's taxonomy places the organism in Eukaryota, Metazoa, Chordata, Aves, Passeriformes, Pipridae. Bases 316 to 537 code for a protein of 73 amino acids. Gene Ontology annotation, cellular component: nucleus. Gene Ontology annotation, biological process: cell differentiation; regulation of transcription by RNA polymerase II. The transcript is spliced from 3 exons. The record is from RefSeq and is a predicted model, not a curated record.